UAAAUAAAAAUUAAAAAUGGAAAAGGAAAAGGAAAAAGAAAAAGAAGAGAGCGUUUUGGGAUUUCAAUCUCCAAUUCCAGCUCAAGUCUCUGCGUAAUUGAAACCCCUCAACCCUUUUUCCUUUUCCGAUCAAUUCCCCAAUUUCGCCGAUAGAUUUCAAACCUUUCCGUCUCCUCCGACUUGUUUAUUACAAAUUUCUCAUUGUAUCACUCCUCUCCGUUUUCCGAGAUUUGAAAAGGAGAGAGAGAGCGCGAUCCAACGAAGCUUUGAAUUCCGGUCCCUCGGUGAUUACAGAGCAGGGAUUGCUUUUGUAAAAUAGAGAAGCUUCGUUUUGGGAGAGUGAGAAACAGAGAAAGAGAGAGAUGGGCUCGGGUUCGAAACUGGAAGGCACAUCAGCUUUGCCUAUACGGCGAGACCCCUACGAAGUCUUGUGCGUUUCUAGGGAUUCAUCUGAUCAGGAAAUCAAAACCGCCUACCGGAAACUCGCUCUCAAGUAUCAUCCAGACAAGAAUACGAACAAUCCGGAAGCGGCAGAACAGUUCAAGGAGGUUGCGUUUUCGUAUGGCAUUUUAUCUGACCCGGAGAAGAGGAGGCAGUAUGACAAUGCUGGAUUUGAGGCUAUUGAUGCUGAGGGCAUGGACAUGGAAAUUGACUUGUCAAAUCUUGGAACUGUCAAUACAAUGUUUGCAGCUCUAUUCAGCAAGUUGGGUGUCCCUAUCAAGACUACAAUUUCAGCUAAUGUGCUUGAAGAAGCUCUAAAUGGUACUGUUACAGUUAGACCUCUCCCAAUUGGAACAUCAGUUAGUGGAAAGGUGGAGAAACAAUGUGCCCACUUUUUUGGUGUAACAAUCAAUGAGCAACAAGCCGACGCAGGGAUUGUAGUAAGAGUUACUUCAACUGCACAAAGCAAAUUUAAGUUACUUUAUUUUGAGCAAGAUGCCAAUGCUGGCUAUGGUUUGGCCUUACAGGAAGAUAGUGAAAAAACCGGCAAAAUAACAUCUGCAGGAAUGUAUUUUCUGCAUUUUCAAGUAUACAGAAUGGAUUCAACUUUGAAUGCGUUGGCUAUGGCAAAGGAUCCUGAAGCUGCUUUUUUUAAGAGGUUGGAAGGUCUUCAACCCUGCGAGGUCUCAGAGCUAAAAGCUGGCACACAUAUAUUCGCUGUUUAUGGAGAUAAUUUUUUCAAGACUGCUACGUAUACAAUUGAGGCACUUUGUGUGGGGUCAUAUGAGGAUACGACACACAAGCUUAGAGAGAUUGAGGCUCAAAUAUUAAGAAAGAGAAAUGAGCUUCGCCAAUUUGAGACCGAGUACAGGAAGGCAUUGGCACGCUUUCAAGAAGUGACAAAUAGAUACACCCAGGAAAAGCAAUCUGUAGAUGAGCUGCUGAAACAACGAGACAGUAUUCAUUCAUCUUUCACUGUCACCAGGACAGCCAACAAUGCUGUGGGUAGUAGUGGUGUAAGCAAUGGAAGUAGUAGUAGCAAAACUCUUGGCGAAGAUUCAAAGGCAGAGAGCCCAAUGGAGGAUGGAGGCUCAGAUGGGAAGGAUAAGUCAGCUAAAAAGAAAUGGUUCAAUCUUAACCUCAAAGGAUCGGCAUCAGAUAAAAAGCUUUGAUUAGGGGUCUGGAUAAUCUUUUUUUUUUUUUCCUCAUUAUUUGAGACUUUUAAUAUAUCCAAUUUAUGCAAAUGCUUGCGCCUACUCGCACAGAGGCCUCUUGUAUUUCUUUGAAUUUUUUCUCUUAUAGGUUACCCGCUGUAUGUUUUUAUAUGCUUCCGUAAAACAUGGCCAUUAGAAAAUGCAUCUGUAUAAAUAUCAUGACACUCAUGUUUGUCAGAGUUAUCCUUCAUUUUCUUGUAGCAAUACAAACAAAUUUAGUUUUGAA
Molecule: messenger RNA, 1881 nt
Organism: Rosa chinensis
Lineage: Eukaryota; Viridiplantae; Streptophyta; Magnoliopsida; Rosales; Rosaceae
Product: chaperone protein dnaJ 15
Exons: 11
Coding region: 363-1613 (416 amino acids)
Source: RefSeq, a predicted model, not a curated record